AUGUUUACGAUGCCUUUGUGUCGUAUAGCGGGAGAGACUAACACUGGGUGGCGAAGCAGCUGCUGCCAGGCCUCAAGCAGAGGGGUCCUCCAUUCCUGUGUCUCAGUCUGUACAACAGGGACUUCCAGCUGGGGAAGGUCAUUGUGGACAACAUCACAGACAGCCUCUACGGCAGCAGCUACACCCUGUGUCUGGUGAGUCGUCACUACCCGCGCGGUAACUGGUGCUCCUUGGAGCUGCGACUGGCCACCCUCCGUCUGCUGGUGGGGACAUCCUCAUCGUGGUCUUCCUGGAGGACAUCCCCCGCUCGUCACCUGUCUGCCCAACACAGGCUGGCCAGGCUUGUCAAGACCAGGAUCUAA
Messenger RNA from Coregonus sp. 'balchen', 362 nucleotides. Lineage: Eukaryota; Metazoa; Chordata; Actinopteri; Salmoniformes; Salmonidae. The record is from the annotation of a GenBank genome assembly.